UAUUAUUACAAACAUUGUAAACUACCUAUUUACGCGACGCGGCGCCGUCAGGACCUGAAAACAUGGGAUCGAAGAAGCAUCGUAGGAGCCGAUCGCGGUCCCGUUCUCGAGAAAAAUCUCGUAGACAUGUCCGUUCGCGCUCGCCCGAGGACAGACACGGACGGAACCGCUCUCCCGUAAAAGAUUCUCGCAGACGGGGGCGGUCGGACAGCGGCGGUUCCAGGAGCAGCGGAGGUUCCGCAGGCCCAAGACGACACCGAGGGAGAGAGUCCGGCCACUCCAGCGACUCCGACCGCGAUCACAGAGACAGAAGAGCACGAUCACACGGAAGAUCAAAAGACAGAGACAGCUCUUCAGGUGAUAAUCAGAAGAAACAUAAGAUGAAGAAGAAACACAAGGAUGAAAAGAGCAGCAGGAGGAGGAGGAGUAGAAGCACCUCACGUUCCAGCUCAGAUUCCAGCGUGGAGCGAAACAGAGCAAGAGAUGACAGGAGCAGCGAGAGAGAGAGGAGACGACGACAGAGCAGGAGCUCCAGCUGGGAGAGACGAAGAGAGGUAGACCGAGAGGAGAGGAGGAGAGAUAGCAAAGAGAGGGAUCGAGACAGACGUAGACGCUCUGAAUCCAGAUCCUCGGUUUCCUCGAGCUCCUCCGCCGACUCUGAUCAGCGAGACAAGACGACACAGGGAUCGUCCUCCGCUAAAGAAGACAAGAAGAAACAGAAAGACAUGAUGAAGGCGCUGGAGACACCAGAGGAGAAGCGAGCCAGACGUCUGGCCAAGAAAGAGGCCAAAGAGAGGAAGAAGAGGGAGAAGAUGGGCUGGAGUGAGGAGUACAUGGGCUACACCAAUGCAGACAACCCGUUUGGAGAUAACAACUUGCUCGGCAGCUUUAAAUGGCAGAAGGCUCUGGAGAAGAAAGGCAUCGGGCACUUGUCAGAAAAAAAUCUGAAGGAGAGAAAUAAACAUAUCCAGCAGGAAAACCGCAGGGAACUACAAAAGGUGAAGCAGCUGCGUCUGGAGCGAGAGCGGGAGAAAUCCAUGCGCGAACAGGAACUGGAGAUGCUGCAGAGAGAGAAAGAGGCCGAACAUUUCAAAACGUGGGCGGAACAGGAGGACAACUUUCACCUGCAUCAGGCCAAACUGAGGUCUAAGAUCCGUAUCCGUGACGGGCGAGCAAAACCCAUCGACCUGCUGGCUAAAUACAUUAGCGCUGAAGAUGAUGAUCUGUCAGUGGAGAUGCACGAACCGUACACCUUCCUCAACGGACUCACCGUCACAGACAUGGACGACCUGCUGGAAGACAUCAAGGUGUACAUGGAGCUGGAACAGGGCAAAAAUGUGGAUUUCUGGAGGGACAUGACCACCAUUACUGAAGACGAGAUCAGCAAACUGCGCAAACUAGAGGCGUCAGGCAAAGGACCAGGUGACCGUCGUGAGGGCAUAAACACAUCCGUCAGCACAGACGUGCAGAGCGUGUUUAAAGGGAAGACGUACAGUCAGCUUCAGGCUCUUUAUAUGAACAUUGAGAACAAAAUCCAAGCCGGAGGCUCCAACCUGGACAUCGGCUACUGGGAGAGUCUCCUGCAGCAGGUGCGGGUCUACAUGGCACGAGCCAGGCUGAGAGAACGGCAUCAGGACGUCCUGCGGCAGAAGCUAUAUAAACUGAAGCAGGAACAGGGUGUGGAGAGUGAACCGCUUUUCCCUAUCAUCAAAGAAGAGCCGGAGAAUGAACGGCCCAUAAGCCCUACAGCGGCGGAAUCUGCAGAUGAGGAGGCGGGCAGCUCUCAGCAAAAUGACAAUAGAGACAGACGGACCAAGAGGCUGGAUGGAGAAGAGGGUGAGCGGUCUGGAAGAAGCAGUCCUGCGGAGAAGAAGGGAGGAGAGGGAGAAGGAGGGGAGGAGGAGGAGGAGGAGGGAGAGAAAGAUGAAGCACCGGAGGCCGUGUUAACAGAGGAGGAUUUGAUCCAGCAGAGUCAGGCGGAGUAUGACUCCGGCCGCUACAGUCCCACACUCCUGCAGCCCUCAGAGCUACCGCUGGACACGCACAUCAUCAAUGUGGAGGAGGACCUGCAGAGACUUCUGCUGGCCCGGAGACAGCUGCAGGUGACCGGGGAUGCAAAUGAAAGCGCCGAGGAUGCAUUCGUGCGUCGCGCUAAAGAAGGCAUGGGCGGCGACGAGGCCCAGUUCAGCGUUGAAAUGCCUUUGACUGGAAAAAUGUACCUGUGGGCUGACAAAUACCGUCCACGUAAGCCUCGCUUCUUCAACCGUGUCCACACCGGCUUCGAAUGGAACAAAUACAACCAGACGCAUUACGACUUCGACAACCCGCCACCCAAGAUCGUCCAGGGCUACAAGUUCAACAUCUUCUACCCCGAUCUUAUCGAUAAGCGCUCGACUCCGCAGUACUUCCUUGAGCCCUGUCCCGAUAACAAAGACUUUGGGAUUUUGCGCUUCCAUGCCGGACCACCAUACGAAGACAUUGCGUUUAAGAUCGUGAACCGUGAAUGGGAAUAUUCCCAUCGGCAUGGUUUCCGCUGCCAAUUCGCCAAUGGAAUCUUCCAGCUGUGGUUCCACUUUAAGCGAUACCGCUAUAGACGAUAAAGAGGAUGAGGUUACGUUGUAUUAGCAAGGUUUUGAUUAUUGGGAACAUUAAAUAUUCAUCUUCAAGUGCUGUAAAAUUGGUGUAAAUCUAGAAAAAGUAGUGCAAACUGUUGCAUCUCCCGUUAGUGGAAGAACAGGUUUUCAACAGAAUAGACCGAAUAUGUGAACAUGACCUUGUUGAAAAUCUUGUUUUGUACAUUUUCUGGUUUGCAGGCACUUAGCUUGCAUUUGAUUCCUUUUUUUAAACAGUGUUUGUUGGUUGAGCUUGAAAAAUACUAUUCUUGUACUAUUUGUUUUUGAGAUAAUACAUUAAAAAUUGUUUAUAGUCA
Molecule: messenger RNA, 2929 nt
Organism: Labeo rohita (rohu)
Lineage: Eukaryota; Metazoa; Chordata; Actinopteri; Cypriniformes; Cyprinidae
Gene: cactin
Product: cactin
Exons: 10
Coding region: 63-2600 (845 amino acids)
Biological process (GO): mRNA cis splicing, via spliceosome; negative regulation of innate immune response
Cellular component (GO): cytoplasm; spliceosomal complex
Molecular function (GO): protein binding
Source: RefSeq, a predicted model, not a curated record